This is a messenger RNA of Theobroma cacao (cacao), 937 nucleotides long. RefSeq names its product xyloglucan endotransglucosylase/hydrolase 11 (gene XTH11). Gene Ontology annotation, molecular function: xyloglucan:xyloglucosyl transferase activity; hydrolase activity, hydrolyzing O-glycosyl compounds. Gene Ontology annotation, biological process: cell wall biogenesis; xyloglucan metabolic process. Gene Ontology annotation, cellular component: apoplast; cell wall. Lineage: Eukaryota; Viridiplantae; Streptophyta; Magnoliopsida; Malvales; Malvaceae. The record is from RefSeq and is a predicted model, not a curated record.
CUUCAUUCACGUUCAAGUGAUCACGAUGAACUGGACUUUGAGCUCUUGGGAAACGAUACUGCACCAUAUACAUUACAGACAAACGUGUUUGCAAACGGUCAAGGAGGUCGCGAGCAAAGAAUUCAUCUUUGGUUUGAUCCCACUAAAGAUUUCCAUUCUUACAAGAUUCUUUGGAACCAGUAUCAAAUAGUGUUUUAUGUUGACAAUGUGCCAAUCAGGGUUUUCAAGAACAACAGGAAAGUGGGAGUAAAUUAUCCAAACCAGCCAAUGCAAAUAGAGGGAAGUGUAUGGAAUGCUGAAGGGUGGGCAUCCGGUGGAAAGAGAACUGACUGGAAUCAAGCACCUUUCAAAGCCUACCUCCAAGAAUUCAAUGCAGAUGGUUGCGUUUUACAUGACUAUGCCGUUGAGAAAUGUUAUUCUUCACACUUUUGGUGGAACAGGGAGGAGUUUUGGAAGCUAAAACCCAGAGAUCAAAAAGCAUAUGAUCAUGUCAGAACGAAAUACAUGUACUAUGACUACUGCUCUGAUAAGACGCGAUACUCAAAGCCGCCCCCAGAAUGCAAAAGUAACCAGUAGAAUUCAGAUCCUGGUCAAAUGAUCUUACAUACAGAUAAAUAUUAGUAGCUUUUUUAUGAUAAUUUUCUUACAACUAUUGCAACAUUUAUGGGCUAAUGAUUCUUAAAUCCUCAUCCCCUGUUUUGUUGAUCAUAGUGAACACCUAAAGACCAAAGGGAUACCCCUGGGAGGGUUCUACUCAAGCUUACAAAGAGCACAAAGAAAAAGAAAGUUGUUCCCAUUAAUCAUUCUCCAAAAAGAAGGAUGAGAAAAUUUAAGAUGUCCAUUCACAUGAAGAUAUAAGAUAAACAGAAUCCUUUAGAACACAACAAGGGGAUAAUUAACCCAGAACUGCACAUUAGAUAUGAUUAGGCAAGUCAUA